AUGAGUUUCUAUGCGAACCUCCCCGUUGGUGUCGGUGACGUGGCCGCACAGCCGACCUUGUUCGAAGUUGUGUCGUCAGAAGAGGUCGAGGCGUUGCUGCCCCGUGCGUUGCGGUACGUGCUGGCACGGCACUGGGUCGCUGGCCGUCCCACGAGGGUCAACCUGUGGCUGCACAACCGCUUCGACGAGUGGUAUUUCGGUGUCGUGAAGCUCGCUGUCGAGUGGUACCAUCUGCAGACGCACGGCACGACGUUCGUCGACAAGUUCUACGGGCUGGGCAGGGCGUCCGCUGUCGAGGGCACGCCGCUGACGAGGGUCCAGCGGAUCGCCGUCAUGUUGCAGAAGAUCGUGGUGCCGUACGUCGAGGAGAAGUUGCAACGGUAUGGCGAAGUUGGUUUGCUGGGCCAGUGGGUCCCACUAGCUACACGGCUUAUACGAUUGCUGGACUUGCUAUGGAAGUUGCGGUACUUGCAAGGAGACCCCUGCAGUGCUGGGAUCCUGGACUACUUGUUCCGUAUCCGACGUACGAGACUUGCGACGUCGAGUGCAGAUUCAGGAAACAUGGAACCAUCGAGCAGCAGGCUCCCCAGGUCCAAUUGGUACAGUGUCGCUGGACAGUGGGCUCGCGGUGCAGGGACUGUCGGUAACGCAGCGUUGUACUCUUGCUCGCAAUUGUUCCCGUUGUUCAUCUUCUCCCUCAAAGUGUACCAGUGGCUGCAGGACCAUGCGGACCAGCAGCGUGGGUCCCAGGGCGACGAGGACACGGUCCCAGCACCGGGACCCUUCAAAAUGUCCACGGCUCCCAUGACAAGUGGGUGUCCAGUGUGUCGCGAUGAAGUGCGUAAUGCUUGUGUUCUCGAAACCGGUGUCGUAGUGUGCUACCCGUGUGCCCUAGCGUACGUAUCCUCCCACGAGGGGAAGUGCCCAGUGACGGGGAAGCAGUUGCUGGGAUGUACUCUCGACGAUGAGGGCCAAUGGACUUUCCGUGACGGUUUGCGCAAGUUGCUCAUAUGA
Huiozyma naganishii CBS 8797 is the source of this 1014-nucleotide messenger RNA. RefSeq names its product ubiquitin-protein ligase peroxin 12 (gene PEX12). The coding region runs from base 1 to 1014 and encodes 337 amino acids. Gene Ontology annotation, molecular function: ubiquitin-protein transferase activity; zinc ion binding; protein binding. Gene Ontology annotation, biological process: protein import into peroxisome matrix; protein monoubiquitination. Lineage: Eukaryota; Fungi; Ascomycota; Saccharomycetes; Saccharomycetales; Saccharomycetaceae. Gene Ontology annotation, cellular component: peroxisomal membrane; peroxisomal importomer complex. The record is from RefSeq and is a predicted model, not a curated record. The transcript has a single exon.